CUGCAUCACUCCUUCCAAACACUCCUUCCAACCAUUUCGAGACAGAAAAAAAAAAAGAAGAAGAGAUGGGUCUUUCAAUUUGCAAGAAAAGUUUGAUUUUUGUGCAAAUAAUUCUCCAAUUAACAUUCAUUCAUUCAGCCAUCACUCCACAAAGCAGCACACAGUUCAUAAGAACUUCUUGCACUUCCACUAAAUACCCUCGACUCUGUUUCUCAUCUCUUUCAAUCCACGCCAAUUCCAUCCAAACAAGCCCUCGCCUUUUGGCCACCACCGCCCUCUCUGUCACCCUCUCCUCCGUCAAGUCCGCCGCCACCCAAAUCCUCAAGCUCUCCCACGCCCACGGCCUCCCUCCAAGAGACGUCUCUGCUCUUAACGACUGUUUGGAAGAGCUCAGUGACUCUGUUGACUCCCUUGCCAGCUCCAUUUCCGAGAUGCCCAAGCUACGUGGCCAUGACUUUGAUCUCGUUAUGAGCGAUGUUCAGACAUGGGUCAGCGCCGCCCUCACUGAUGAGACCACUUGUAGUGAGGGGUUUCAAGGGAAGGCUGUCAAGGGCGGCGUUAAGGCGGCGGUUAGGAGGAGGAUUGUGAACAUUGCGCAGUUGACCAGUAAUGCUCUGUCUUUGAUCAACCGGAUUGCAGAGCUGCAUUAGAAUUUGGUGUUGCUAUACUUAAAUUUGCGUGAGAUUUCAAUGCAACUGUAAGUAUGAUAUUUAGUUAAGGGAGUGGAGGUUUUGCCUUAGUUUGUAUACAUAGUAAUAGGUUUGAUUAGGGUUUGUGUGGAAGUUUGAAUUAUUUUUGCAUUAUUAUUGGCAUGGGGUAUGUAUUAUUGUAUUUUCAAUUUAUUGAAGUUAACUAAGUGUGAAGA
Molecule: messenger RNA, 865 nt
Organism: Cucurbita moschata (crookneck pumpkin)
Lineage: Eukaryota; Viridiplantae; Streptophyta; Magnoliopsida; Cucurbitales; Cucurbitaceae
Product: 21 kDa protein-like
Exons: 1
Coding region: 66-650 (194 amino acids)
Biological process (GO): negative regulation of catalytic activity
Molecular function (GO): enzyme inhibitor activity
Source: RefSeq, a predicted model, not a curated record